AUGUUAGCCAGUCGAGCAUCGGCAGCGUUCAGACCACGCGUCGCAGUGGUACGGAUAAGCGUCAGAAAGGGCUGCACAGGAGGGAAGGGGCGCGCCUGCCUGUCCCCGCCUGCGGAGAGCGCGAAAUCUGGCGGGGAUUGCGCUCCGACGGAGGAAGCGCUGUCCCAAUGUAAUAUCAGCUUGAAGAAGCAGAGGAGUCGAAGUAUCUUUAGCACCUUAUUCUGCUGCUUUCGUGACUACAAUGUCGAACCACCAUCUACCAACAGCACCAGUGCUCUUCCUCCUUUGGUGGAGGAGAAUGGAGGACUUCAGAAGGGUGACCAGAUGCAGGUCAUGCCUAUACCAAGUGGAAUAUACUAUUUCCACGGGACUGAAGCAGUGCAGCAGUCGUUUCACUACAAGCCACCAGCUAAAUACCUCCUGCCAGAACUGACAGCAUCAGACUAUGGGAAGAAGUGUGUGGUCAUUGAUUUAGACGAAACUUUAGUGCACAGUUCAUUUAAGCCAAUUAGCAAUGCUGAUUUCAUUGUUCCUGUUGAAAUUGAUGGAACCAUACAUCAGGUUUAUGUAUUGAAGCGACCACAUGUAGAUGAGUUUCUUCAGAGGAUGGGAGAGCUCUUUGAAUGUGUACUCUUCACAGCCAGUCUAGCCAAGUAUGCAGACCCAGUAGCCGACUUACUGGAUCGCUGGGGUGUGUUCAGGGCAAGACUCUUUAGAGAAUCCUGUGUUUUCCAUCGAGGAAAUUAUGUGAAGGAUCUGAGUCGACUGGGACGUGAGCUGAGUAAAGUUAUUAUAGUAGAUAAUUCUCCUGCAUCUUACAUCUUCCAUCCUGAAAAUGCAGUGCCUGUGCAGUCCUGGUUUGAUGACAUGACAGACACAGAGCUGCUAGAUCUUAUUCCUUUCUUUGAAGGACUAAGCAAAGAGGAAGAAGUUUACAGUAUGCUUCAUAAACUCUGCAACAGGUAGCCCUUAACUUUGACUGACUUCUGCUACUAGAUUGCAGUUGCUAGAGGGUGUCUCCAUCUUUUUCAGCUCUUUCAAAUGUAAGCUUUGGGGAGGUCACCCCUGUCAGAAGUGCUACUCUUGAUCUUCCUGUUACAUUGGACACGAAGGACAAUCAUGAGUGAUGCUAUUAAGCCUUCAGAAGCCUGACUCCUAAGGUCAUGUGUUCAGACUACUUUUUUAAAG
Pelecanus crispus (Dalmatian pelican) is the source of this 1188-nucleotide messenger RNA. The record is from RefSeq and is a predicted model, not a curated record. NCBI's taxonomy places the organism in Eukaryota, Metazoa, Chordata, Aves, Pelecaniformes, Pelecanidae.